AAAACAAAUUUGCAUCGUAAAACCAUUCAACCAAAAACUUUCACCAGAAACCCGAGAAGAGAAUUGAGAAGGAACAAAAACAAUUCUUUCAUUUUUUAAAAACUAAAAUAAUUACCAAUUAAUUGAAAAUCUCUUUAACAUCUUCUUCAUCAAGUGUUUUUGACAAAAACCUUCAAUAAUUAUCUCAAAAAGCGGAAACACCUGCUACGAGGAAGUUCAAGGCUUAAUUUCUUGACUUUUUUGUGAUAUGUUGCAAAAUAUCUAUCGAACGAGCAAUCGCCUAAUAUCGAUAAAUUCACGUUCGUAUAGUGCCGUGUCCUUAAUCAAGAGCCCAAACUUAUAUAAUCUUGUGAGGUCACCCUCACGCUCACAUUGUCUGCCCCAAACAUUGAUUGUUAAACGAACGAUGGCAGCCAGUCUCCCAGAACAUACGAAUCGUUUAAGUCAGGAGAAGUCGCCCUAUCUUCUGCAACAUGCCCACAACCCGGUCGAUUGGUAUCCGUGGGGUGACGAAGCCAUACAACGGGCCAAAAAUGAGAACAAGCUGAUUUUUCUCUCGGUCGGCUACUCUACAUGUCAUUGGUGUCAUGUUAUGGAACAUGAGUCGUUUGAGAGCGCCGAGGUGGCCAAAAUAAUGAAUGAAAACUUCAUUAACAUAAAAGUCGACCGAGAAGAGCGUCCGGACAUUGACAAAAUCUAUAUGAACUUUGUGGUGAUGAUGAAUGGCAGCGGUGGUUGGCCGAUGUCGGUCUGGUUGACCCCGGAUCUAGCUCCAAUCACAGCCGGAACAUAUUUCCCACCAAAGUCCAGGUGGGGAAUGCCUGGCUUUACAACAAUUCUCGAGACCAUAGCCGCCAAAUGGAAGACCGAUCAGAAGGAAUUGGCGGCAACUGGAAUCAAGGUCAUCGAAGGCAUCCGCAGCGCUUUGACCAAGAAGUCGAGUGAUGCGUGCUUUGAGCCUGGAAGUGCCGAGGCGAAACUACACGAGGCCGUGCGAAUCUUCAAAUACAAGUUCGACAGCCAGUUUGGGGGUUUCGGUGAUCAUCCAAAAUUCCCCGAAGUUUCCCGAUUGAACUUCCUCUUCCAUGCUUAUAUUGUGAGCAAAGAUGAGGACAUUCUCGAUAUGGCUACGACAUCUCUAAGGAAAAUCGGUAACGGUGGCAUCCACGACCAUGUAUUCGGCGGAUUCGCACGGUACUCGGUCGAUCGCAAGUGGCAUGUUCCUCACUUUGAGAAGAUGCUCUACGACCAGGGACAGCUUAUGUCGUCGUAUUCGAAUGCCUUCAAACUCACAAAGGAUGUCGAGUUUCUCGACUUUGCCGAUGGCAUCUUUCGGUAUAUCAUGAAAGACUUGCGACACCCAUCGGGUGGUUUCUUCUCGGGAGAAGAUGCCGAUUCUCUGCCAACAGCUGGCGACAAAGUCAAAAUUGAGGGAGCUUUCUACGCAUGGACUUGGUCAGAGAUUCGUGAUGCAAUUGCCGAGAAUGGGGACAAAUAUUCUCUUCCGGAAGACGAGGUUUGCAAGAUAUAUUGCCAUCAUUACGACGUUCGUAAGGAUGGUAACGUUGAGCCAUCGAGUGAUCCCCAUGGUCAUUUGUUGGCAAAGAACAUUCUCAUUGUGAGGAAGUCCCAAGCUGAGACUUGUGAAAAAUUCCAAAUAUCGUCUCACCAACUAAAAGAGAUUCUAAAGACAACAAAUGAGAUUCUACACGAAAUCAGAGACAAACGCCCACGUCCUCAUUUGGACACCAAGAUCAUAACAUCUUGGAAUGGUCUAAUUCUGUCGGGCUUGUCCAAACUGUCCAAUUGUAGGAGUGAAAAACGAGAGGAGUACAUGAAGGCUGCGGGGGAAUUAUAUAAAUUCGCUAGGAACUCGCUCUUUGACAAGGACAGGAAGGUCCUUCUCCGAUCGUGCUACGGAGAUGGCUCUGAAUUGGCUGAAAUUUUAUCACAGCGAAUUGAUGGAUUCCUUGAUGACUACGCCUUUCUCAUCAAAGGCCUCCUGGACUACUAUAAGGCAUCCUUAAAUUCAGAAGUCCUAGACUGGGCUAAGGAGUUGCAAGACAUUCAAGAUUCUCUCUUCUGGGAUAAAAAAGAUGGAGCAUAUUUCUACUCACAGGCGCAUUCGCCCAAUGUCGUUGUGAGGCUAAAGGAAGAUAGCGACGGGGCAGAACCCUGUGGCAACAGUGUAUCGGCAUCUAAUCUCAUUCUUCUGUCGUAUUACUUUGACGAGGAAAAUUAUCGACAAAAGGCAAAUAAACUUUUCGAUUACUUCGCCUCUACCGACCCCUUCGGAUAUGUCCUUCCCAAGAUGAUGUCAGGUUUGCUGCUCAAUGAAUUGGGUCUCGAUUUGGUUGCAGUUGUUGGUCCCGAUACGGAAAUAACUAAGCAAUUUGUUGAGGUCUUGCAACGAUUCUAUAUUCCCGGAAUGAUUAUUGUCCAUGUUGACCCAGAGAACCCGACAGCGAGCAGUCAGAGGGCACAGGAUAAAUAUAAAAUGGUCAAUGGAAAGCCUACGGUAUAUAUAUGUCAUGAUAAGGUCUGUCGAAUGCCUGUAACCGAUCCCAAAAAACUCGAAGACAAUUUGAAGGAAAAUUAUUUGACGAAGCAACUGUAAAUGAUGAAAACGAACUAUUUAAUUGUGUUUUUAUUCGAUUGUUUUAAUUUUAUAAUUGUUAAUCUGUUGACUUGGUAAUUAAAUAAUAAUAAAAAAAAAGUUUUACCUCAUAAGAAAAAAUA
Messenger RNA from Eupeodes corollae, 2739 nucleotides. RefSeq lists its product as uncharacterized. Lineage: Eukaryota; Metazoa; Arthropoda; Insecta; Diptera; Syrphidae. Gene Ontology annotation, biological process: carbohydrate metabolic process. The coding region runs from base 248 to 2617 and encodes 789 amino acids. The record is from RefSeq and is a predicted model, not a curated record. The transcript is spliced from 4 exons.